CGCGGGGCUCCCUCCUCCCUCAGGGCGAGGAGGCCCCGGCGGCGCUUGGGCCGAGGCAUCCAGGGAACCAGCCCCUCCCUAGCCCCGGGCCCCGCCGGCUUUUGUUGUUAUUUCGUCGGGUUGUUCUAUUAUUUUUUUCAUUACUUAAUUUCUUAUCGCGUAGUACAAUAAGUGGGAAGCGCGGCCCCGGCGCCAGUGUGGCCGCUUGCGGAGGGCCGCGGCCGGGCGGGGCGCACUUGUGGUCGGGCUCUUCCCGUCGUGCCGAGUGGCUCGGUUAGAGAAAUGCGUCACGGCUCGGGCCUGGGCUCGGCCGGGGUCACCGAGCCGGCCCCAAGAGCUCUGGGAGGCUUCCUCAUCCCCGUGCCCUGACCCAGAGCCUGGUGUGAGCGAAAUUAGUGCUGAAGGAAGGGGGGCGGAUUACCCGCUGCCUGGUGAAAAGGUCAAUAUUGGACAGAGAGGCAUACAAAACCGGUGUUGCAUAAAAGUUGGUGAUAACCAACUGAGAAGCAGUUGUAUCACUUGCCUCCUGAUAGCCUCUUGCAGCAAGAGUGCUCUGCUUUGCCGUCUUCCAUUAGGUCUGCACAAGUGAAAAGUGCUGAAGGAGUGUAAUAAAUUGAACCUGUGCAGUCAUACUGUUGAAGAAAGACAGAAGACAAUUUGAACCAUGGCAACCCAGGCGUUUUCCCCAGAGGCUGCUUUCCCUCAUGGGAGGCGGAGGGAGAAAUGGGACCCCAGGCUUCUUUCAAGGGCAAGGACUUGAUGGCAAAAAAAAGAGAAUGUCUCCAGGCCUACAGCUGGUGGAGAACGCCACAGAAGAAGCGGAAGAAAAAGAACAAAAUAAAACCGGGAAGAAUAGAGUUUGUCCCUAGUAGUACUAACACAACCAGACCUGAUUAUUCAAUAUUUGUUGGGGAGCUGACUCCAGAAGUAGAUGAUUUUCAGCUCUAUGACUAUUUCCUAAAGAGGUAUCCCUCAUGUAUUGACUGCAAAAUAGCAACAGACCUGCUGGGAUAUUCCAGAGGGUAUGCCUUUGUCAGAUUUGGUGAGCAAGGUGAUCAGAUGAGGGCACUGCAAGACUGCCAGAAUGCACCAGGUCUGGGGGGAAAACGAAUCCGGCUGAGCAUAGGAAUUUCUAAAAGACUGAAAGCAGAAUUCCAGCGGUACCAGUCAUACAACUAUAAUGAUUAUUACCAAGAUUAUCAGAACUACUAUUCGCAGUGGAAUUACGAUCCCUACGCUGACUACAACUACAGCUCCUAUACUCCCUAUGAUAGCAUGCAAGCUGUUGGAGACUGCUCUUUAGGAGAUGCUGUUAUGGCUCCAGCUGUUUUUGAGGAAGCUUCAGCUAUGACUGAAAUCAAUGAUGACCUAAUAACUGAAGAUCCACAGCUGUACUUGGAUGUUGAUGAAAUGAACAGACAAUUUAUGGAGACAAGUGAAGAACUCUAUGAUGCCCUCAUGAAUUGUCACUGGCAACCUCUGGAUACGGUCACUUCUGACAUCCCCUCUGCUAUUUAAGUGUCUUAUAUAGCAUGACCGUUAUAACCAAGGUGCUAAAAUUACAUUUCUUCUACAUUACUCUAGAUCAUAAGUUUUAAAGCACAAUGAUAGGUUGGGGUUUUUUUGCUAUGCUUUCGGCAGUUUCUGUAAUUUGUUUUAUUUUGUUCAUCACUUGGAGCAUCUUGAAAUCAUGUAAAUAUUCUAGAAAUGUAAAGAGUUCAAUGGGGUCUAAAGAUAGACUUGCCUGUGUAAAUAAAAUUUUGUUUCUGCAAA
Messenger RNA from Poecile atricapillus (Black-capped chickadee), 1773 nucleotides. RefSeq names its product tRNA selenocysteine 1-associated protein 1-like. The record is from RefSeq and is a predicted model, not a curated record. The transcript is spliced from 10 exons. The coding region runs from base 724 to 1518 and encodes 264 amino acids. Gene Ontology annotation, molecular function: RNA binding. Lineage: Eukaryota; Metazoa; Chordata; Aves; Passeriformes; Paridae.